Plectropomus leopardus (leopard coralgrouper) is the source of this 294-nucleotide messenger RNA. The record is from RefSeq and is a predicted model, not a curated record. Lineage: Eukaryota; Metazoa; Chordata; Actinopteri; Perciformes; Serranidae.
ACCUACUCUGGGCUCUUCUGUGUGACUGUCAACCCCUACAAGUGGCUGCCAGUCUACAACCAAGAGGUGGUUGUUGCUUAUAGAGGAAAGAAGAGGAGUGAAGCUCCUCCUCAUAUCUUCUCCAUCUCUGAUAAUGCCUACCAGUACAUGCUGACUGACAGAGAAAACCAGUCAAUCCUUAUCACUGGAGAAUCCGGUGCUGGAAAGACAGUAAACACCAAGCGUGUUAUUCAGUACUUUGCCAGCAUUGCUGCUGUCCCAGGUGGGAAGAAAGAUCAAGCUGCUGAAAAGAAG